Messenger RNA from Adineta ricciae, 6939 nucleotides. Lineage: Eukaryota; Metazoa; Rotifera; Eurotatoria; Adinetida; Adinetidae. The record is from the annotation of a GenBank genome assembly.
AUGGACUACUCGAAAACUCAGCGAAGUCAUACAUCCAGAUCCUCAACAGCAAAUAAUACCAUCGACUGGAUCAUCCAACAAUGUGAAAAGGUGACAUUACACCGCGAUAUUAUCUCCUUAAUAGUAAAAAGACUCAAUCGUAUAAAAAUUAUAAUAAAAGAAAAGAGCGAUGUUGAUGGGAAGAUCGUGGAACAUGUUCUGGUUGAACUACACCGUACAUGUACUGCUUUUAAGGAAUUUUUGCAGCAAGAAGACGUUAUCUAUCGGUCAAGCGGCAAGAAGCUUGAUAAUGCAGCAAAAAAAUAUAUAGACACGUUCCUUAACAAUAUUCUUUCACGUUUGGUAAAACAGGAAGUCGAUCUCACUCAAGAUCAUCAAGCGAAAAUUCAAAUUUAUAGUGAGGCUAUUUCUGAACAACAGGCCAUCAAACAUACGACUUUGGAUGAAGAAAUUAGAAAACGAAUUCGAGAAGCGGGAGACAAAAUGAAGAUAAAUGCACAAAAACGACUUCUUCAUUUAACAAAGCAGUACUCACACAUUACUGGGCCAUAUUUAACUCGGUGUUUUGAGUUGUACAGCACCAUUGUAAUUAAUGGGCUAGAUGCUCAAGUAACUGGUGAAGUGGCACAGAAUUAUUAUGAAAUUUCAUCUUAUCAGAGAAAUAAGUUUGAAUGUGCGUGGAAAUCAUUCAAAAUGCCGCUUAAAUACAUGCCAAUCCAACUUCGAAUCGAUUCCUCUACUUCGUUUGAACGAAACGCUGCUCGACAGAUGGUUAUGACUGAUCAUCACGAUUUGAGGACGUUGUUGUUCAAAGAGGCGCCAGUAGGUACUUGGCGGCAACGCCUUUUAGUAGCACCUUAUAUGCCUUCAAUGCUCGAACGAGAUCGUCUCAGUGACAACAGCAAAAGUCAAUCGGCAGCUCUCGAAGAUGUUUUACAACAGCAUCGCUGGAUUGUGAUGCUGGGUGAUCCUGGUAGUGGUAAAACAAGUUUCGUCCAGUGGUUGUGCACUAAAUACAUUCGAGCUGCUGAGAACGUUCAAGAGAAUUUUGAAUUUGGUCCUUUUAGAAUGCCCAUUGUUAUUCGAAUUGGUGAAUUUGCUGAUGCUCUGCGGAAAAAGCAGAACUUGACACUUUUCGAACAUAUCGGCGAGCACAAAUGGUUCGGAAGAUCAAUGUUGUCGAGAGUUGACAGUUCAAAGAUUUCCGAAAGAGAAUUAGCUAUGGUUUUACAAGAUUAUGUGAGAGAAGGACACGCUCUAAUUAUUUUAGACGGUCUAGACGAAAUUGUGGUUUCUCAGGAACGUAUGCGACUUGUCAAUCUUGUUGAAACAUUUGUUGAGACAUACGUACAAACACCAUCUCACAGAGCAGUUUUGGAUGACUGUUUCCAAGUUGAAAUCUUAGACGAACCGGGUCAGCUGGGUGGCAAUCAACUUAUUGUAACGAGCCGCAUUGUGGGUUAUCAUGCGGCUCCACUAGGUGGUCGAUUUGCUCAUUAUAUAAUCGAGAAGCUAGAUACUGAGCGUAUAAGUGGCUUCAUAGACAAUUGGUUCAAGACAGUUCAUGCUGAAAUGAUUCGAGUAAUCAGAAAAGUAGAUACAUCCGUUCAUAUAUCAAACAAUAAAUGGGAAGGGCAAGCAAAAUUUCUUAAAGUUGAAUUAAGUAAUCCGGAUCAAAUUGGUUUAAAAGAGCUGUCCUCGAAUCCUUGUCUGCUUUCGUUUAUAUGUAGUAUUGCCUUUAGUUCUAAAGAAUCAUCUCUGCCCUCGCAACGUAUCUUACUGUACGAAAAGACGGUCAAUGCAAUGUUAGAUUCGUGGAAGAAUAAAGAAACAAAUGAUACAACUAUUCAAGGAUCUAAAGUAAUUCGAAUAUUUUGUGACAUUGCAUGGUACAUACACAUGAAUUCAGCUGCUGGAUUGAUUGAAGAGAACCGGUUAAAAGAACUUUGCGUUCGAUCUCUGCAAGUAUAUGAAGGAAAGAAGGCUCCAACAGCUGCUGAUGAGCUGCGUGUCGAAAAGGAUGCAGAAGAUUUCGUACAGAUAGUCCGUAGAGACGUUGGUGUUCUAGCGGAGCGCGGCGAAUCUUUCUACGGGUUUCUUCACCUUACAUUUCAAGAAUACUUUGUUUGUCUCGAUCUUACGAAUGUCACAAAGCAAAGACAUAGCAUUAUCUCGCCUGACGGCAAGGUACUCGAUGAUGUUCAGGUACUUAUACAUUCACUCCAUCGCCAUAUGAAUGAUCCUAGGUUCCGCGUACCAAUUGCUCUCGCUUUUGGACGACUAAGUUCGAAAUGGAAAAAGAAGCCAGAGACGUUGGAUCGCUUAUGCUAUGAAUUUUUAAAAACUGACUCAACAUCGUUCUUUCCAAUCAACGCAUUAUUCGUAAUAAACAAUCUAAGUGAUUUCGUCCAACGACCAUCAUUAGAUGUUCUCAUUAUAGCUUUGAAUCAACUAUUGAAGAUUGCUACUAAAGAAAAAUGGGCUAAUACGAAUCCUGCACUUCAUUCGCAGAUAAAAGACGCCAUACACAAGUUACCAGACAAUGAUAUCUCUAAAUGGGUGCGAUCAAUACUUGCCACAAGUCACAACCAAUUCAAUCACUCAAUACCUACUCUCUGUAGUUUGUUAGUGAGACAAAGUGAGGAUUCGUUUGAAAUUCGAGGAAUCGAUGCAUCCACUUGCGAAUCGCUCAUUUCAUUUCUGAAAUACGAUGAUGAGGACAAUAACUUUGCCAUCGAUAUGAUUCUGAUGCAAAUUGCUUACAAAAAUCAUCGUUUACUACCAACUAUUCCAACAGGUCUUAAAGCACUCUUAAUACGUGAAAAAGUCGAUUUCGCAACAAUUCAUCCAUCCAUUUUGGCUGUCAUUAUUAUAAUCUAUGGUGGGCUGAAGCGAUAUGAAGAUACAGUCAUGUUUGAUGUAUCCCGAAUGUACCGAGAAUCGAACUUUCUAACACCGCUGCUGAUCGGAUAUUUCAGUACUAAAAAUCAAACACAUGAUUCAAAAAUAGUCUUUAUAGAACGACAAUGUGUAAGCUGUUUAUCAACGGUUAUCAACAGCGACAAUCAAAUGAAAGCCGUAGAUGCACUUGUCACUAUGCUUUGCUUAUUUGGAGUAAGCAAAUUAUGGACAUUAUCGAGUCUUUCGUCGACAACUGUUUUCUCGGCAGCACUAGUCAAGCUGAAACGUACUUCAAUGAUCCUCCGACAGUUUUACAUGCAAUCAAGCACUCAAGUAGCAGCGGAUGUGCUAACAACUUCUGUGAACGACCAUUUAUCAAACGAAUGUAAUUCAAAACCUAAGAAUAAUCAAUCGAAAGCAACAGAUGUAAUAGCGUAUACUAAAGCAAUGACUUCUGCUCUUGCACGUUUACGAUCUUCUAAGAAAUCCAUAAUUGUACUGAGCAAAAAUGAAGAACAUGGACUUACGUUUCCUUUACCCAAGUUAUUACGAGAUCAGGCGAUAUUUGAACAAUUACUUCGAAAGAAUAUGACACUUUCAUCUAACCAGUUAUCAUGUAAGACUCUUCCAGAAUUUGCUCGUCUCUUUUGGAUUUUGAACGACGAUGAGACUACUGAUACUCAAUAUCGAAUGGCUGUUGCAGCCGAUACUAUUCCGACUUUUUUAUUAGUCCAUAGCAAUAGUGAUCCGAUUUUUGCACUGACAUUUGUUGCUGAUCAUCUUAGACCACUCUAUUGUCAUCUCUUAGAACAAUAUCAGAUCAUUCUGAACAAUUCAUCAACUGAAUCGUCUAAAAAACAACCAUUUCUCUUAUUCCAACACAUCCUGAUACAAUCUAUAAUGGAACUAUCAGAGUCUUCCUGUAAGCGACUCUCUCUAACAUUAGCAUUAUGUGCUAUGCUGCCUGUUCUUCGUAUGAAUCGUCUUGAAAACGUUGCAAUAGGUCUAGCGUCUAAAUUGAACACGGAUAACAAUUACAGAGCUAUGAUCGAAUACACAAAACAAAGGCCGGUAGAUUCAAAUACAGGUGAAUAUACUGAUGGGUUGGGGGAUUUUCCCUCACCGCCGGAGGAUUACGAGAUUGCGUACAAUCAUCAAAAGACUAUUCGUAUGUGUAUUGAAGAAGAAAGACAACGUCUUCAAGUUGCAAUGAGACUUCUCAAUGAGAAGAACAAGGAAGUAAAUGCAAACUCACAAUUAUAUUCAGCUUCUGUUUCUUUAUCCUAUUUGUGUUGGUUUUCCGGUGAUACGGAAUUAUCUCGUUUGUUUGCAGAAUCUUUAAAUGCUGUGGACUGCAUCACCGAUCCGUUGCUUCGUUUUGAUGCUUUGUGUGCAUUGGGUGUCAGUCCACAAGGAUGGACGACUUCUUAUCGAUUGAAAAAUGGUCGUACUUUGAUGGAAGAACUUGAAAAGCAACUAGUAAAAAUAACUUCUGAUUUACAUUGUACCCUUCAUGCGGCUGUAUUACUACGUUGCUGUUCAUCUCGUUUGCAAAAGGAAAUGAUUGAAAAGAGUUUACGAGAUCUUCUGAAAAAAGUAACGAAAGCAGAUCAAGCUGACCAAUUAGUCAUUAACUCUGCACUCUUCGGUAUCUUACGCUCUGAUCCUCUGGUAGCGACACAUUUAAUCCAGUUUCUUCAAAAGUCCAAAUUACCCAUGUAUGACAUCUGCAAAGAAUUAUUUCAGUCGAAAUCGUCCAUUUUUCAGCGAUUUUUCGCAAACCAGAACUUCAUCAAUAAUACAUUAUUAGCAUCAAUGUUCAUCGUCGAAUUAACAAGCGAGACACAUCUGAUUCUCGAAUGGCUCAACUCAACUGAAAUACGUCCAUCAAUCGAUCCGUCGCUCAAGACAACGGGCAAUAUUAAUGAAAAGAUCAUUUUAAUUCAUGAUAAUCUUACAUUAUCUCAAGCCAUUUCCAUCAAUCGUAUGAUGCAGCCCAUUGGUCAGUCACCAAAUAAGCAAGAUAUUGCAAAUAUAAAGUGUUUAGUUUCUCAACUGCACUCUGUGUCUAUGCUGGAAUUGGAAGCGCGAGAAAUUGCCGAAAGUUGGCUUAAUCUUGAAGUAAAUCCCACUCUAAACGUUUUCGCGUGGCAUGCAGCUUUAUUAUUAUUGAAAUCAAAUUAUUGGAGUCCUAGGGCGGUCCGUAUUGCGGCUGAUCUUUUACUAUGUGAACAGGAUAGAUUUCGACAAAGAGCAGAGAGCGUUUUUCUCCUGAACAAUAAUGAUCAUAUUCAAACUAGUACUCAACUGACGUUAGAGGUUAUAUUGCAACUGCAUGAGUAUGGGUCAUUGUUGUGCAGGAAAUCAGCAUAUGCUGCAUUAAUGCUUUUAAGAAAGCACGAGCAUAUCGAAAUUGAUCAGCGAUCUCAUUUGGAUGCACUUCUAUAUCUAGAGAAGCAACGUAUUCUACUAACCAACAACAAAACGCUCUCUAAUGCUGAACAAAGACUUCCUUCACCUCUAAAUGAAAUAUUUGAUAAUUGCAUCAGAACAAAUAAUACGGAGUUCUCAUUUAUUAAGACAACAGUGAAACAUUUCUCAUCAGAUGUUAUUGAAUAUGUAGUUGAACUAAUCGAAGAUGGCUUCAAUAAGUUCUGGAAAAAUGAGAUUAGUCGACAAAACAUUCAACAACGUGAACUUCGAGAAAAAUUUAUUGAACGCGUAUUACUUUCUCUGCAUUGUAUUUUAAAUAACUCAAAAUGCGGCACAUCUAAACUAGUGGAAUCUCUAGCAGAUCUAAUAAGCAAUAACUCAUCAGAUCUCAUCAGAAAAGCUGCCAUCUUCACUUUGGGCUUUAGCAAGAAUGAAGACACUCUGUCCAUUAUAUUUACUAUCAUCGAAUUAGUUGCUAGAGACUUGUCUGAUACUUCACACGGUUAUUCCGAUGAGUUAAUUAGUACUGCCAUUCGAUCUUACUGUUACAAUGCAUCAACUGUAGGUUAUGAUGUUUCUCCGAAUGGCGAAAUAGAAACAUUGCAAAGAUUACUCGAUCAUCCGUCUGUCAUUGUUUCUACUGCAACAAUCUAUGGUCUAGGUCGUAUACUUGAUGUUGAUGCAUUAAUGAAAAUACUAAGUUCGAAUUGUAUUCAGUGUUAUAAGGCAUUUAUCGCAGGAACAUCCGAUUCAUUUUUGCACUCAGCUUCUACUCGCUGUGUGAAGGCAGCAGCAGCACUUAUUGAACAACAUCCUGAUCUAUUACCAAUACUUAUACAAGAACUCUACGAACACAUUCGUUACUUUACGGAUGUGAUUUUCAAUGAUGUCAGCGUAGAAUAUUUAUACAACUAUAGUUAUCCUCACUACGCCAAUGUGGCUGCUGUGGUUGCUGAAUCUAUGCCUGCAGCAUUUUGUACUGCUGUAAAUGAUUUUGUAAACGGCGAAAACCUAAAGCGUUCACUUUAUUACACUAGCAAACAACAUCAUUUUCCUCGCCGUGCUGCUUGUCUCACCGUUCUCUCUGUGUUUGGUGAACUUACUGCUGAGCUCUGCGAGAUGUUAAUUCGCGCUCUUCUCGAUGAUCCUUCUAUACAAAACACGUGCUAUCGUUGCUUAUCUCGUAUCCAAUCAGUUAAAGAUGAAAAGGUCAUUGUCAAAAUUAAAGAAUAUUUACGUUCAAAAUCAAUGAAUGCACGAUAUGUAUCCUGCAAAUUGCUACUUAUCCUUUCUAGACUACCGAAUACAAUAUCACUAGAUAAAAUACAAAAACUCUUUAACGAUGUUAUGCGCGAUCCAGAAUCCGAUGAAGACCUCUGGUUAAUUGUCGAACAAGAUGAUAUCUUUUGCGGAAGCAUAUACUACAAUGCUGGCAAGUUAAAGAAUGUUGUUUACGCUUUGCUUGUCGAUCAUUUCAUAAGUAGUGGUAAAACUGGAACAACGACGAUGCAAAAAGAAGCCGCUACUCAGAGUAUUCUACAACAGGACUUCAUUGCAUCUGAAAAAGCGGCCAGACUUGCUGCUUGUUUAUUCAAAUCAACUUAA